This is a messenger RNA of Scophthalmus maximus (turbot), 5616 nucleotides long. RefSeq names its product dynactin 1b (gene dctn1b). Gene Ontology annotation, biological process: nuclear migration; establishment of mitotic spindle orientation. Gene Ontology annotation, cellular component: microtubule associated complex; axon; kinetochore. The coding region runs from base 223 to 4062 and encodes 1279 amino acids. The transcript is spliced from 32 exons. NCBI's taxonomy places the organism in Eukaryota, Metazoa, Chordata, Actinopteri, Pleuronectiformes, Scophthalmidae. The record is from RefSeq and is a predicted model, not a curated record.
GACGGGGAGUUUUUGGGAAGCGCUCAGGCUUCUCUGUGAGGAUCAGGAGAGGGAUGGUGUGAUUCUUUAAAAAGAGGGUGAAGAGAGGGAGACGCUCGAGCAGCAUCACAGAACACCCCCCCCCCAGGUCCUUUCCUCGACAACCCCCCCUUCCUGUCUGGCUCUCCCCAAUAACACGGUCAAGACAGGGGGUUUGGUCGGGGGGCUCGGCGGCCAGGAAACAUGUCACAGACUAGGAGGAGCUAUUACACUCGGACCACCAGCAGCGGCAGCAGCAGGAUGAGCUCGGACGGGGGUGGGCGGCCCGUCAAGGUGGGCUCCCCGGUGGAGGUGAUCGGCAAGGGGCAGCGCGGCACGGUGGCGUACAUCGGCAACACGCUCUUCGCCUCCGGCAAAUGGGUCGGAGUCAUCCUGGACGAGGCCAAGGGCAAGAACGACGGCACGGUGCAGGGCAAGCGCUACUUCACCUGCGAGGAGAACCAGGGGAUCUUCGUGAGACAGUCACAGAUCCAGCUGGUCGAUGAUGGAGCAGACACCACCUCCCCAGAGACACCGGAGCCCGGCACCGGCAAAGUCCCCAAACGAGAGAUCCUGGAGGCGCCCAAGUCCACCAAACUGCGAGGAGUGAAGCCCAAAAAGACUCCUGCACCCCGGAAGACCAUGGCCAGAAGGCCCAAGCAGCCCAGUCGUCCUGCGGGCGCCGGUGGGAAGGGGGCCGCUUCCGGCUCGGCCUCAGCCUCCGCAGGAGAGAUGAGCAGCAGCGAGCCCAGCACGCCGGCCCAGACCCCCCUGGCUGCUCCGGUCAUCCCCACCCUCCACUCCCCCGGUAAACCUCUGGCCCCCGUCCCCAGCAAGGAGGAUGUCACUAUGGAAACACAGGAGGAGGAGGCUCUCCGAGGGCAGGUGAAGGACCUGGAGGAGAAGCUGGAGACGCUGAAGAUGAAGCGGACGGAGGACAAGGCCAAGCUGAAGGAGCUGGAGAAGCACAAGAUCCAGCUGGAGCAGCUGCAGGAGUGGAAGAGCAAGAUGCAGGAGCAGCAGGCCGAGCUGCAGAAACACCUCAAAGAGGCCAAGAGGGAGGCGAAAGAGGCCCAGGAGGCGAAGGAGCGCUACGUGGAGGAGAUGGCGGACACGGCCGACGCCAUCGAGAUGGCCACGCUGGACAAGGAGAUGGCGGAGGAGAGGGCGGAGUCUCUGCAGCUGGAGGUCGACUCCCACAAGGAGAAGGUGGACGAGCUCACCAUGGACCUGGAGAUCCUGAAGCACGAGAUCGAGGAGAAAGGUUCCGACGGUGCUGCCUCCAGUUAUCAUGUGAAACAGCUGGAGGAACAGAAUGGCCGACUGAAGGAGGCGCUGGUCAGGAUGCGAGAUCUGUCGUCGUCCGAGAAGCAGGAGCACGUGAAGUUGCAGAAGCAGAUGGAGAAGAAGAACGUGGAGCUGGACUCUCUGCGGAGCCAGAAGGAGAAGCUGCAGGAGGAGAUGACGGUGGCAGAAAAGACCAUCGACGAGCUGAAGGAGCAGGUGGACGCAGCCCUGGGGGCGGAGGAGAUGGUGGAGAUGCUGACGGAGAGAAACCUGGACCUGGAGGAGAAAGUCAGGGAGCUGAGGGAGACGGUCACCGACCUGGAAUCCAUCAACGAGAUGAACGACGAGCUGCAGGAGAACGCCAGAGAGACGGAGUUGGAGCUGCGGGAGAUGUUGGAUCUCGGCGCCGCCAAAAUCAGAGAGUCGGAGAAACGUGUGGAAGCUGCUCAGGAGACCGUCGCCGAUUAUCAGCAGACCAUCAAGAAGUACCGCGAGCUCACCGCUCACCUACAGGAGGUGAACAGAGAGCUGACCAGUCAGCAGGAGGCGUCAGCCGAGCUGCAGCAGCAGCCGCCAGCGGAGAUGUUCGAUUUCAAGAUCAAGUUUGCCGAGACGAAGGCCUACGCCAAGGCCAUUGAGAUGGAGCUGAGAAAGAUGGAGGUGGGUCAGGCCAACAGACACGUUUCUCUUCUGACCGCCUUCAUGCCCGAGUCAUUCCUUCGUCACGGAGGAGACCACGACUGCAUCCUGGUGCUGCUGCUCAUCCCCAGGCUCAUCUGCAAGGCCGAGCUGAUCAGCAAACAGGCCCAGGAGAAGUUCGAUCUGAACGACAACUGUGUGGAGCGAGCCGGACUGAAAGGAGCCGUCGGGGAGCAGAUGAGCUUUGCUGCCGGUUUGGUUUACUCGCUCAGUCUGCUGCAGGCCACGCUGCACAAAUACGAACAGGCUCUGGAUCAGUGCAGUGUUGAUGUCUACAAGAAGAUCGGCGCUCUGUACCCGGAGAUGAGCGUCCACGAGCGAUCUCUGGACUUCCUCAUCGACCUGCUGCACAAAGACCAGCUGGACGAGACCGUCAACGUGGAGCCGCUCACCAAGGCCAUUAAAUACUAUCAGCACCUGUACAGUAUCCACCUGGCCGAUCAGAACGAGGACUGCACCAUGCAGCUCGCCGAUCACAUCCGAUUUACCCAGAGUGCCUUGGACUGCAUGGCGGUGGAGGUCGGCCGCCUGCGGGCGUUCCUGCACGCUGGCCAGGAGAAGGCCGACCUCGCCGUGCUGCUCAAAGACCUGGAGACGUCGUGUAGCGACAUCCGACAGUUCUGCAAGAAGAUCCGCCGCAGAAUGCCAGGGACCGACGCUCCGGGCAUCCCGGCCGCGCUCAGCUUUGGCCCGCCGGUGUCGGACACCCUGUCCGACUGCAGGAAGCACCUGACCUGGGUGGUGGCGGUGCUGCAGGAAGUGGCAGCAGCAGGCGCUCAGAUGAUGUCACCUCUCGGUGAACAGGAGGGGCUGUCGGCCGUCAAACUGGAGGACGUGGCGUUCAAGGCGGGAGAACAGAUUUAUGGCUCUCAGGGCGCCAACCCCCACGAGUGUCUGCGACAGUCCUGUGGCAUGGUCAUCGCGACCAUGAACAAGAUGGCCACCGCGAUGCAGGAGGGCGAGUACGACUCGGAGAAGCCUCAAAACAAAAAUCCUCCUCCGGUCGACGUGCGGGCGUCGGCUCUCAGGGCAGAAAUCACCGAUGCAGAAGGUCUGGGCAUGAAGCUGGAGGACAGAGAGACGGUCAUCAAAGAGCUGAAGAAGUCGCUCAAGAUCAAGGGCGAGGAGCUGAGCGAGGCGAACAUCCGCCUCAGCCUGCUGGAGAAGAAACUGGACAGUUCGUCCAAAGACGCGGACGAGCGCGUGGAGAAGAUCCAGACUCGACUGGAUGAGGCUCAGACGCUGCUGAAGAAGAAAGAGAAGGAGUUCGAGGAGACGAUGGACGCCCUGCAGGCCGACAUCGACCAGCUGGAGUCGGAGAAGGCCGAGCUGAAGCAGCGGAUCAACAGUCAGUCCAAGAUGACCAUCGACGGGCUGAGGGGCGCCGGCCCGUCGGGGAUCGCCUCCAUCGUCACGGGGAUUGCGGGAGAGGAACAGAAAGUGACCAUGAUGCCCGGAGUCGGCUCAGCUUCAGGAGUCCAGGUGAUCGACUCUCCUCUGCUGACGCAGCAGAUCGAGGCUCAGAGACUCUGCAUCAAACAGCUGAAGAACGACAACAACAGGCUGAAGGCGGAGAGGAUGCGCGCCCAGCUCGCCGCUCUGCCUCCGCUCCACGUCACCAAGCUUCCCUCCGGAGACGGCGGCCGCCCUGAGGUGCUCUCCAGCGCCCUCUACCGCAAGACCGACCAGCUGCGGGAGACUCUGCUGCAGAUGAGCGCCAACGUGAAGGUGGUCGACAUCACAGGGAAAUCUCCAGUGACACCUGGUGCUCAGCUCCUGGAACAAACAGCCAGACUUCAGUCUCUGAGCGACACGCUGGACCGACUGAAGGACGAAGUAGCGGAGCACGUCGUCAACCAGCAGCCCGGAGCUCGAGUGACGUCCGACUUCGCCACUUUCCCCUCGGCGUCGUUUGUGAAGGCGAAGGAGGAGAAGCAGGGCGACACGGUGCUGGUGGGCCGGGUCAUGAUGCCGUGCGCCCGCGGUCAGGAGCAGGUCCACCGCCUCGUCCUGUCCCAGACUCAGCUGCACAGAGUUCACAGUCUGCUGCGGACCUGAACUCCACCCGCCCCCGCUGCGCCCGACACAACAACAAACCCCCAUCAGCUUUGUCUCAAAACGCAUUACAACGGGAGGAUUUCAGAAAUCACAAGUGGUGAUUCUCUCUCCACUGAAAGUCCGGGCUGUGGUCUGAGACCCGUCUCGUCUCAGGAUCACUGUGUGACGUCUUGGUCUUACCCUCAAUCGGGUUUUUUUGUUGAGGACUAUUAUUAGACUUUAAAUUAUUAGUUAAUUAAUCAAUCAUCAUCUUACAGAAAAUAUUGGCGUUUUCAUAAUUACUUAAUUAGUCCUAAUCUUUCACUGAUUUCUGCUUCUUAUUUGGGAAAUUAUGAGUUUUCCACCAUUUUUAAACAUUUUACAAACAAAACAAUCAAGAGAUGAUUUCUUACAGGCAAUUGUCCAAAUUUAAUUGUUAAUUUGUGAAAGAUUUUGAGCAAAAUCAUGUUAAGACUUUUUAAUGUAUUCAGUGUUUUGACACUAUUGAAUAUCACAUUUUCUUUCAUGUAAACCUGAACGUUCGGAGCGUUUGUCAGAUUUAAUUUUUCUCGGUUCCCUGAGUCGACGUCUCUUCCUCUUGACCGCAGCCUGUGACACAAACAUCUUGACUGAGAAGCCAGAAUCGUGUUUUAUGGCCAGAAUAUUUAAAAAAAAUUAUACUAUUAACUUCACUGCUGCAUGCUGCCCCCCACACACACACACAUACUCUAUCGAGUCGCUGUUUAUUAUUGAUUAUUUAUUAGAGUAUUGGCCCUGGUGUGGAAAACGUGUGGCUGAGACAUCGGAUGUGUUCAACUGUUGUGUGCUUCAUUUUUACACCUCGACUGUCGAAAGGGAAAAGAGACGAAAUGUCCGUUUACAGUCGUGGACAUUUUACUAUGGUUUGAUCAGCCAGUUUUUUGUGUGUCUUUAGUGACAAGAGAAGAAAUAUCACAGUUAGAUGAAGGUGAACUUCAGUUUGUUCAGGUUUUAGUUUUUUUGCACAGAACAAGAAAAGCAGAAGAAUCAGAAAUUUACUGUGUAAAACGCAGCUAAAAUUCUUUUUACAGAUUUGUUUAUUUAAAAAAAAACCCAGCUCGACUGCACUUUAGUCAGAGGAGGCAUUCUUUUUAUUAUUAUUAUUAUUAUCACUACGUAAGUUUUUAUUUAGUAUUUAUUACUCGCUUGGUGAAAGUACUGACUUGGCUGUUUACUGUGUCCGAGCCUUAAAGAAACGAUCACUCGCCUUAUUUCUCAUUUCAUACAAACAAACAAACCGUUGUUUCAAAAGCAAAACCACGUUGUCUUUGCCAAAGAAUCUUUGUUUCACAUUUUGCCAUGGCGGAUUUCUUUAAAGGGUUUUAGUUUAUUAACUCAUGCUAAUGAUUUUAGACUCUUUGUUUACACUUCUCUGUUGUAACUAGAAGUUUUAUCAAUGGGCAUAGUGCAUCUACGUACCUGUAGCUGUAGAAGGAAUUAUUUAUUCGUCCUGUUGUGAAUCUGCAGCUAAACUUGUCGUGGCUUCCUGCUCUCGCACAACCAACGACGACUGAUCAAUAAAGACAGUAAAGCCGU